This is a messenger RNA of Dothidotthia symphoricarpi CBS 119687, 1146 nucleotides long. RefSeq lists its product as uncharacterized. The record is from RefSeq and is a predicted model, not a curated record. Lineage: Eukaryota; Fungi; Ascomycota; Dothideomycetes; Pleosporales; Dothidotthiaceae. Bases 1 to 1146 code for a protein of 381 amino acids. The transcript has 2 exons.
AUGGCUGGCAACAUCCAUGAUGACGAGUACGUCGCGAAUCUCUUGGAUCAGGACGCAAAGAGCGCAAAGAAGAAGUACGAGCUUGUCGGCAUCGAUGCCUUCAAUCCCAAGAGGUCGAAGUCUGGGGCACCGAAGCCUAAUACCAACUUCCUAAGACACAUCAUUCGCCAAACGGACAGCCACAACUCUGCGCUGCUGGCGAAGGAAGCCGAGGAGUCACAUGCACGACUCAAGCGAAUGAAUGCGCAACAUGAACGGGAGAGGAAUACAGACAAGGGUGUGCAGAGGAGCAGGUUUUAUGACAAGGAUGAAAAUGCGCAUAGCCAAAAGCUGCGAAAGAGGCAGCGGGACGGGUCAUUGGAAUCACGCUCUACAAGCCACAGACAUAGUAGUAGGCACAGAAGGCGGGAGACGAGGAGACACGAGGACAGCGAGGAAGACCAGGCCGCCCGAAGAUCGAGACGUUCAAGACACGACCACGAGCAAAGGAGAUACAGCAGUGAGGAAGCGGACGAUAGGUCGCGCAGAAAGGCUACAGAUCGCAGGCAUAAAAGACGUAGGUCCACGUCAAGAUCGCGUUCACGGUCACCUCGCUCAGACAAGCACCGGAGGAAAGACCGGCACAGACAUCGGUCACGUUCUCCCACGCCUAAAUCGAGGCACAGCGGUCAUAUUUCAUCGAAGCCUGCGGUAGGUUCUCGAAAAUCUAAACGCUCUGCAAGUCCUGCAUCCGAUUCGGAUCCUCUCGAAGCUAUCGUCGGACCGCUUCCACCGCCUGCACAACCGGUGAUUCGCUCGCGUGGCCGAGGCGCCCAUAAAGCCAAUGGCAUGGACAUCGACUCGCACUUCUCUACCACAUACGAUCCAUCUGUGGACGUGCGUCAGGCAUCUGACGCCGAAGACGACUGGGGCAACGCUGUGGAAUCGUUUCGGGACCGCCAGCGAUGGAAACAACAAGGAGCAGAUAGACUAAAAGCAGCUGGCUUUACAGAUGACCAAGUGAAGAAGUGGGGGAAGGGUGACGAGAAGAGCGAGGAAGAUGUAGUCUGGACUAGAAAGGGGCAAGCAAGAGAGUGGGACAGAGGGAAGGUUGUGGAUGAAGAUGGAGACGUCGAGUUGAAAGCGGAUUGGGGACGGUUGAAGUAA